UCUCAUCUCGCGAGUUUUCACUUACAUUUUAAACGCGGGAGCCAUCCGCUAAAGACUGAACGUUAUGCCAUAGAUUCUGUAGACGAUGACCUGUCUGCUCGAAUUCUCCUGCAAAAUGUAAUUCAAACGGAGUCCUCCAGGUCCCCAAUUACCCGCAGUGCCUCCCAGGCUCAGUUCCAGUCCCCUGGGUCCAGAGUCAGACAUAGUAUCAGACUAAGGAGGAGUGAUGUUGGGGCCCUUACCCCACAGGAGUCCCUCAAACAGAGCAUCAAAAAUAAGCUUUGUGAGAGCACUUCCAGGUCUUCCCUGCCAGAGCCACCCAGUAAGAGGUGGGCUGUAUCAGAGGGAGUCGGGAAGAUAAAUACGCCUGCACCAGCCACAGCCUCACUUCUCUAUGACGAUGACAUCACACCUAGAUAUAUACUGCAGAUCCUGCAGACAGAGUCGGAGACAUCCCUUCUGGUUCAGGACCGGCCAGUCCGGAAGGAGCCAGAGCUUCCCUCCACAAACUCCAGUCUUCACAGCAACCGCCCAAGUACAGGGCUGUCUGAGUUGGAUCUCCCUGACAUGACCACCACAGUAAACCUGUCAAAUACUGUGAAGGGACUAAGCAGGAAGCGACCAUGUCGGAGUCUCAACAUAACAGCAUUCAACAGGCAGCUUGAACAUGAAGGGCUGUCUGAGUUGGAUCUCCCUGACAUGACCACCACAGUAAACCUGUCAAAUACGGUGAAGGGACUAAGCAGGAAGCGACCAUGUCGGAGUCUCAACAUAACAGCAUUCAACAGGCAGCUUGAACAUGAAGAUGGAGAAGGUGGCAGUGCAACAGAAAAAGACCUCUCAUCCCUGUCUUCUGCCUCUCCAAGCUCUAUCACCUUCUCUCUGAAAACAUCCUUUGUGGACAUUCGGACUGAGAAAAGGAGAUUUCAAAGGAAGGUAGCAAAUGGUAAAAAUAUUUGCCUUGAGGAGUUUGACGAGGCCCUACGGAAUCGACAGGCGGCAAUGGGUGGAGACCCUGAGCUGAGUGUUAGGGAGGAUCAGCAGGGUCUCAGUGAGACCGUUCGUUCUGAGGGGUUCACCUUGGGACUGAGUGACCUCACCGCUCCUGACAUCACCCAUGACAUCAUCACCAGCAAAACAGAGCUCUAUGCCCCACCUGAUGACACAGCAACAACCUUCACUAUCGCCAGCCAGGACAAAGACACCAUCAUAGGCACACAGAUCCAGCGAGAAAUGGGAGGAAUGAAGGAUGAGGAGGAGAAAGAUAUGGAGGUGGUAGGGGAACAAAAGGAGUACAAGAUGGAAAUAGACAACAAAGAUGGAGAGGAUUUGGCUGUUGAUGCUGGGCAGAGAGAGGCCUUGGUGAGACAGGAGGAGUCCAAAUCACAGACCGAAGAGGUAGCUGACUCCCGGACAGGAGAAGAUGAGGAGCUGGCUAAAUCUCAAACAGAAGGAGAGGUAGCCGAGUCUCUGACAGAAGGAGAGGUAGCCGAGUCUCCGACAGAAGGAGAGGAGGAGGAGAUGACUGAAUCUCAGACAGAAGAUGUAGCAGAUGAAGGGAGACAGGUAGUGGAAAAAGGCUUGACAUCACAGAGUUUAGUACACAACGCGAUGCGCAUCAGUCGGAGAGCUUAUUGCUCAGAGGGUGGUGUCAAGGUUGCUGGAGUGAUGGAAGGAGGGAGGGGCUACAAGAGCAUGGGAGCAGAGCUCCAUCCUACAGAGACUGUUGAGUCAGGGUGUGCAGGCAGAAGGUCAGAGGGGGACACUGCUGGUGAGUGGCACAGCGGGCCGGAGGUGGGAGCUAGGGAGAGCGCCCACACCCGCACAGUAACCCUUGGCAGCGCCCCUCCCUCCCCAUUGCCCCAGGAAGAUGAGCUGGAAGGUUUGAGUAGAACAGGCACCAGCCUUGGAAACGCAGGUGUUUUCAUGGACAGCUCUGUAGGAAAGAAGGGGUUAGACAUCACAACAUAUACGCAAGCGCACACACACCUGAAUACAGAUUUUGUGGAUCUAACCUUCACUCUGGAUACCAUCACCCUCUUCCACAUCAUCCCAGUCCUCCUCAUGGUCAGCUGGGCUCUGGGCAGUGAUGGGGUGCAGGGAUGAAAUGCUACUAUGAGGGGCAUUGUUCUCAGGUUCAAAGGUCAUCUCUAAAGGAGGCAUGGAGUUCUCCUAUUCUCCUAUAGGCAUGGAGUUCUCCUAUUGACCCCCUGGCCACACCCACUAUUCUCAAAGACCUUCAACCAAGGCAAGUCACACACAAACACAUGCAAUCAUUUUAGUAGUAGUAUUGUGUGCUAGUUUGUGUGCAAGCUUGUGACCUAAUCUGUUGUCUUUUGAGGCCUCAGUGUUUCGGCUGGUGCUGCAGCUGCGCUGAAGCCCAAAGCGGUGAUGAAUGCAUUUGGAAAGUGGACUGGAUAGGCCAAAAAGGAUCCUGGUCUCUCUAAGAACUACAUCAUGAGCGUGUUCAAACACUUUGCCAAGACCAAGGUGUCUACAGAUGUCUACCCUGUCCUAAAGGAGAUAAUGGAGCUCUACUUUGACCGACUAGCUGAUGACUUUGAGAUGUUUGCUGCUCACGCCAAGAGGAAGACCAUUGAGGUAGAGGAUGUAGAGCUGCUGAUGCGGAGACAGGGGUUUGUGACUGACAGCAUGCCAGUCAAUGUGUUGAUUGAGAAAUAUCUCCCAAUGGAAUCCCGGAUGCUCCUCAUUCCUGUGGCAACAAGUGGUAACUACGUCAUUCCCAAACCGAGGAGAAAAUGACCAGCCUAUACUGAAAAUGAUUGGCUCAAAUCAUAAUGUGGGCUGAUGUUGUAUAUUUGAUUGAAUAUCUAUUAACAGCUGUUAAUUUAUUAUUUAUAGACACUCAUUCAAACACAGCCAGGACAAGACCAUGUAACCUGGUGUAAAUGUGUUUUUGUAUGAAUAUGGCUUCGUCUUUUGUUUUGUUUAUAUUUGUCAAAUAUUACUGCAAUAAAAUGUAUUUGAUUUAA
Molecule: messenger RNA, 2993 nt
Organism: Oncorhynchus mykiss (rainbow trout)
Lineage: Eukaryota; Metazoa; Chordata; Actinopteri; Salmoniformes; Salmonidae
Source: RefSeq, a predicted model, not a curated record